CAUGAGGCAGCGCGCUUCGUUAUAUGCUCUGCACUCGCUGGGGCGCUCAUUGCGCGCUGAAAAUCUCAGGGGCAUCCGUUGUUGCUGUGGCGGUCGCCUAGUAUUUUCGCGCUCCUCCCUUUCCUCCUCCUCUUUCUCCUCCUCCUCUGAGCCCCAGUCAGGCCGAUCUGCACUGCUCUAGUUAAAUUUUCUAGUCCAGUCUUGAUUUUUCAGUCCAGCGUUUUACUCUGCACCGUUGUCUUUUUUAGAAGGAAAGAGAAAGGUGACUCUGCAACUUGAUGGAUGACGACAACUCUUUUCAACAAAAAAAUAAUUCAAAAAUGGCAGAACUCUUCAUGGAAUGUGAAGAAGAAGAGCUGGAACCAUGGCAGAAGAAAGUAGAAGAAGCUCGGAAUGAAGAUGAUGAUGAUGAGCUGAUCUUUGUUGGAGAGAUAUCAAGUUCAAAACCAGCCAUUUCAAAUAUUUUGAACAGAGGUAAUUCCAGCUCAUCUUCAAAGGGAAUGAAAAAUGACUCACUCAGUUCAGGUAUUCCUGGUUUAUUCAAGUCUACAAGUCAACACUACAAAGACCCAGCAUCAAAUCCAGUGACUGCCUUGCCUAGAUUUCAUCCUGAAUCUAAGUCUUCACAGAGCUCUGCUGUUGUUCAGAAUACAUCUAAACCUGAUUUUUCAAAGAAUUCGUCACAAGUUGAAUCAGAUGAUUCUUCAGUCUUAUUGUUUGGCUCGACCCAGGAUACAACACCACUGUCCCCAGCAAAAGCCAUCGAAAGUGUUUCUGAAAUAAAUCCCUCAUCUUCAUUGUCUUUAAAUAAUUCCCCUUCAGAGGCAUCUUCCCAGGUUAUGGUAUCAACAACAACAGGUUCAAAUACCUCAACUCAAAAUAAAACUGGAGUACCUUUCCUAAGAUCUUGUCCAAAGUGCAAUAUUCAAUUCAGUCUUUUGGAUCCUUUGAAAUACCACAUGAAGCGUUGUUGCCCGGACAUGAUAAAUAACUUAAUGGAAAGUGUUAAAACAGAACUUUCAUGUGCCGAAGACAAAACUAAUACUGGUUCAGAGAAAGGAAAAUUGAUCAUGUUAGUUAGUGACUUUUAUUAUGGAAGACAUGAAGGAGCCAUGGAAGAAGAACCGAAGACUUACACAACCUUUAAAUGCUUCAGUUGCUUGAAAGUUCUUAAAAAUAAUAUUAGGUUCAUGAACCAUAUGAAGCACCAUUUGGAACUCGAGAAGCAGAACAGUGAGAGCUGGGAAAACCACACCACCUGCCAGCACUGCUACAGGCAGUAUCCCACGCCCUUCCAGUUGCAGUGCCACAUUGAGAGUACUCACACUCCCCAUGAGUUUUCUACCAUUUGCAAAAUCUGUGAAUUGUCAUUUGAAACAGAGCAUAUUCUUUUACAACAUAUGAAGGAUACUCAUAAACCCGGUGAAAUGCCAUAUAUUUGCCAGGUUUGCCAGUUUAGAUCUUCAACAUUUUCUGAUGUAGAAACUCAUUUUAGAGCAUCCCAUGAAAACACGAAGAACUUGCUGUGUCCAUUCUGCCUCAAAGUUAGUAGAAUGGCAACCCCCUAUAUGAAUCAUUACAUGAAACAUCAGAAAAAAGGAAUUCAUCGUUGUACAAAAUGCAGGCUACAAUUUUUGACCUGCAAGGAGAAAACAGAUCAUAAGACCCAGCAUCGUACAUUUAUAAAGCCUAAAGAACUGGAAGGAUUGCCUCCUGGAACAAAAGUUACUAUUCGAGCUUCAUUUGGACCUCUUCAGCCAAGACCAUCAAGUACACCAUCCAAUUGUGCUCCAAGUACUUCUUCUCUUCAAGUCUUACCUCCAAAGUCUAAAAGCACAACUGCUAAAAAUCUCACAAAAUCUAAUGCAAGUAAAUCUAAGACAAGUAAGCCUAAUGCAGCUGCCUCUGCUGCAAGUAAACCCAACACAAGUAAACAGAGUGGAGGUGGAGUUACAACUAAAAGCAAAGCCAAACACUCUUACAAGCAGAAAAGACAACGCAACCGAAAAAAUAAAAUCAGCAUAGCUUUGAAAAACUUAAGGUGUCGUCGGGGAAUUCACAAGUGCAUUGAAUGUCAUUCCAAAAUAAAGGACUUUGCAAGCCACUUUUCUAUAUAUAUCCACUGUAAUUUUUGCAAAUACAACACUAACUGUAACAAAGCCUUUAUAAAUCAUAUGAUGAGUUCUCAUAGCAACCACCCAAGUAAACGGUUUUAUAUUUUCAAGAAGCAUUCAGGAAUUCUCAGGGGCAUUACUCUUGUGUGCCUUAAGUGUGAUUUCCUAACUGAUUCUUCUGGCUUAGACCGUAUGGCUAAACACUUAAGUCAACGUAAAACUCAUACUUGCCAAGUUGUAAUAGAGAAUGUUUCCGAAAGUACCUCAACUUCUGAACCCACUUCUGACGGCUUGUUGAAAUAGAUUCCUGCUCUAUGGAGCUCGUGCAACCUGGUGCAAGACAAGUUGGAAUUUCCUAAGUUCAAAGUUCUGAAGUGUUUUCUUACACAAAGGCAGUUUCCUAAGUUCAAAGUUCUGAAGUGUUUUCUCACAUGAAGGUGGUUAAACAAAGUUCAUGACAUUCAGCUCUUUUCAGCUUUCAGAUGGCACUAGAUUCUUAUUCCACCUUAUCUUUGUGUCAGGUUAACAUGUCCUAACGUGUGUUUUUUUUUCCUCUAGUUGACUUUCUCCAAAAAUAACUUUUGUUGUUAUGAUCUUUUCUUGCUUUGCUUAAAAUAAUUUGUGUUUUUUUCUCCUGUACUUGCCUUCUGAAUAUUACAUUCCAAAUGACAUGGCUGUUCAUCUUUUUUGUCUGUUUUGUCUGCUUUCUUAAUUUCUUAUAAGUCUUACAUUUUUAGGUCAGAUAGAUGUUUUUUCCCUCAUUCUUUUGUCUGUCAUUGUUCUAUUUUUUUUCCUAUUUUUCAGAUGCAGAAGCAACACAGAAAUUUCAAAAAAUGUCCAGUGUACUCCUGGACAGUGUCCCCCUUCGACGGACACAACUGAUGCCUGUUCUGUCUUUCCAAGGAAUGUGAAUUAUUUGACUGUGAGACUUCUUCUAGUUUGUGGCCUUAAGGAAUCAGAUCUUGGGGAGAGUCCCUUCCUACCUGACUGGCCUCCCAUAAUGCUGAUGCUGAUUUGGCCAGAGAUGACCUCAAGGCCCACCAAAUUGAGCACAACUCCCCACUGGGGGCUUUCAUUCUUGAUCUUAAGCUUAUGGGUUGAUUCUAACCAAGAAAAGCCCAUCAAAUCAGUGCUUCAACAUCCAAGUUGAAGUUGAAUCAUUUUGGCUGCUGCCCUUUAAUCUUCCUAUAGCAUGCAUGCAGUCUAAAGAAAAUGAAAUUUCUGUUGUAUAGAGAACCAAGAUUACUUUUAUGUUUUUGGAAAAGUGAACUUUAAAUUUACAGUUCCAAAGUAACAACUAUUCACAUUGUCAUUUAAAGUUUUAUCCAGUAUUAAUCCUAGGAGUUUUCAGCAAUACUAAUAUAUAGAUUUUUUAAUUUAAUUUUUUUCAUUAAAUUUUAGUAGCUUGGUGUUAUGUUGUUCUUCAUCAAGUUUAUUGAUGUCCGUUUUGUUAUGUCUAUUUUUGUACUCUUCUCUUUAAAGCUUUUGUUUUGUGUUUGUUUUGUUUUUGUUAAGAACUCCAAUAAUUUUCUUUAUAAUUCUCCACAGAUUUCAUGUGGCUACCAACUGGUAGCUUCUUAAUUUUGAUACUUGUUCAGCUCAUUAGACAUUAUUACAUGCUCUAUCUUGGGACUUUCAUUAACAUCUUGGGGAUUGUGAGUUCAAAGACAUAAAGAAUUGGCAAAAACUCCUCUUUCAGACCUUAAAACAAAUUUUAAAGUUACAUUUCUGAUUAUCUAAUACAUAAUAUCUUCUUAGCCAUUAAUGUAAUUCCUUUGGAUAAAGAUAAUAUAUUCAAAAAUAUUGGGACCAAAAAAUGCACUUGUUUCUUGCCCAUAUAUAUAUAUAUAGAUGUAUAUUUUUUUUAAUUUGGUGUUUGUUUAUUUUGGUUACAUUGAAUAUAGAUUUGCUGAACAGUUUUGAUGUUACUUAUUUUUUUAAUAAAAUUUGUAUUGUUAAAGGGC
This is a messenger RNA of Ictidomys tridecemlineatus (thirteen-lined ground squirrel), 4078 nucleotides long. The record is from RefSeq and is a predicted model, not a curated record. NCBI's taxonomy places the organism in Eukaryota, Metazoa, Chordata, Mammalia, Rodentia, Sciuridae.